Molecule: messenger RNA, 333 nt
Organism: Peniophora sp. CBMAI 1063
Lineage: Eukaryota; Fungi; Basidiomycota; Agaricomycetes; Russulales; Peniophoraceae
Source: the annotation of a GenBank genome assembly
AUGGCUAUGGCCUACCACGCGAACGCCGAGUUAUCUAUUGCUCGCGUCGCGAUGAGAUUGGCGGUGUUCUGGGCCUUAUGUUCCGGAGUCAAGGCAUUUCAGGUCAUGACAGCCGAUGAUAUACUGGACGCCGAUAUCGAUGCGAAAGUCACUCGGACCAAGAAUCGGGCUAUCCCGCGAGGUGACAUCGCUUUGUCUCGGGCUUGGCUAUUCCUCGCCCUUCAAGGUGCUCUCGGCUUAUGUCUAGCCUACACGGUUCUCGAUCCCUAUACAGUCCGUAUUGCUGCUACAACUUGGCCGCUUUUCCUUGUUUAUCCUACGUGCAAACGAUAG